AUGUCUGAACUGCAUGUUCCUGUAGAGCUUCCUGUGUUAGAUUUAUCUGAACCUGCGGACGUCUCAUUUUUGUCUUCCCUUUCUCAAGCCUGUCAAGAAUGGGGCUUCUUUUAUGUUACCAAUCAUGGGAUCUCAAAAAACUUGUUCAGAAAAAUUUGCUCACUUUCGAAGCAUAUCUUUAGCCUUCCUCCUGAUUCUAAGCUCAAGCUCGGUCCGUCAUCAUGCUUAAAAACCUAUACUCCUCAUUUCAUAGCCUCUCCUUAUUUUGAAAGCCUAAUAGUGUCCGGACCAGACUUCUUUGCGUCUGCUAAGCGUUCUGCUGAUGAACUCUUUAGUCAGCAAAAUCCCGAAUUUAGUGAGAUAUUACAGGAAUAUGGAAACAAGAUGGUCGAAUUAUCAAAGAAAAUCAUAAAAGUUUUAUUAAUGACUUUGGGAGACGGUUGUGACAGGAAGUUUUGUGAAUCAGAUUUGAGCCACUGCCAUGGAUAUUUCAGGAUUGUAAAUUAUUCGCCACCAAAGGAUGUGGAAGAAAAGGAGGUUGAAGGGCUUGGAAUGCACACUGAUAUGAGUUGUAUAACCAUUGUCUAUCAGGAUGAGACUGGUGGACUGCAAAUGAGAUCUAAGGAAGGGGAUUGGCUGGACGUACGUCCAUGUGAGGAUUCUCUUGUUGUUAACAUUGGUGAUCUGAUGCAGGCUUGGAGUAACGGAAGGUUAAGAUCAUCUGAACACCGGGUUGUUUUAAAGCAUUUUGUAAAUCGCCUCUCUCUUGCUUUCUUUUGGUGCUUCGAGGAUGACACGGUGAUCCUGGCACCCGAUGAAGUUGUGGGAGAAGGAAACCAGAGGACUUACAAGUCAUUUGUUUGCUUGGAUUAUCUGAAAUUUAGAGAGUAA
Dovyalis caffra is the source of this 891-nucleotide messenger RNA. The record is from the annotation of a GenBank genome assembly. NCBI's taxonomy places the organism in Eukaryota, Viridiplantae, Streptophyta, Magnoliopsida, Malpighiales, Salicaceae.